Manacus vitellinus (golden-collared manakin) is the source of this 3826-nucleotide messenger RNA. It is a transcript of the gene NEGR1, whose product is annotated as neuronal growth regulator 1. The record is from RefSeq and is a predicted model, not a curated record. The transcript is spliced from 8 exons. NCBI's taxonomy places the organism in Eukaryota, Metazoa, Chordata, Aves, Passeriformes, Pipridae. Gene Ontology annotation, cellular component: neuron projection. The coding region runs from base 1 to 942 and encodes 313 amino acids.
AUGGGGCUUGAGUGUUACUUGGAAGAUGGAGCCUCUAAAGGUGCCUGGCUGAACCGGUCGAGCAUUAUCUUUGCUGGCAGCGACAAGUGGUCGGUGGAUCCCCGGGUUUCCAUCGCCACAGCCAACAGGAGGGAGUACAGCCUGCAGAUCCAGGACGUGGAUGUGACCGACGAUGGGCCCUACACUUGCUCCGUGCAGACCCAGCACACCCCCAGGACCAUGCAGGUGCACCUAACUGUGCAAGUGUCUCCCAAGAUAUUCCGCAUCUCCAGUGACAUCACUGUGAAUGAAGGCAGCAACGUGACCCUGGUGUGUCUGGCCACAGGGAAGCCGGAGCCUUCCAUCUCCUGGAGGCACAUCUCCCCGUCUGCUAAGCCCUUCGAGAGCGGGCAGUACUUGGACAUCUAUGGAAUUACAAGAGACCAGGCGGGGGAAUAUGAAUGCAGUGCAGAAAAUGAUGUCUCAGUCCCAGAUGUGAAAAAAGUAAAAGUCACAGUAAACUUUGCCCCCACAAUUCAGGAACUUAAAUCCAGCGGUGUGGUGCUUGGAGGGAACGGCCUGAUACGGUGCGAAGGUGCAGGAGUUCCUGCCCCGAACUUUGAGUGGUACAAAGGAGAGAGGAAACUGAUCAAUGGUCAACAAGGAAUCACUAUUAAAAAUUAUAGUACAAGAUCACUUCUUACUGUUACCAAUGUGACAGAAGAACACUUUGGCAACUAUACAUGUGUCGCUGCCAACAAGCUAGGGACGACCAAUGCCAGCCUGCCUCUCAACCAAAUUAUUGAGCCUACUACCUCUAGUGCUGUCUCAAGCCCAGCUCCCAGUACAGCCCAGUAUGGGAUCACCGGUGACGCCGAAGUCCUCUUCUCCUGCUGGUACCUUGUGUUGACACUGUCCUCCCUCAGUAGCAUAUUCUACCUGAAGAACAUCAUUCUGCACUAAAUGUAAAGACCAUAAAAGGCUUUUAAGGAUUCCCUGAGAGUGCUGAUGACUGGCUCCAAUCUGGUAGAGUUUGUUAAAAGCAGCGUGGGAUAUAAUCAGCCGUGCUUACAUGGGGAUGAUCGCCUUCUGUAGAAUUGCUCAUUAUGUAAAUACUUUAAUUCCCCUCCUUUUUUUUUGAUUAGCUGCAUUACCUUGUGAAGCAGUACACAUUGUCCUUUUUUAAGACGUGAGAACUCUGAAAUUACUUUUAGAGGAUAUUAAUUGUGAUUUCAUGUUUGUAAUCGACAAGUUUUCAAAAGCAUUCAGUCAUGGUCUGCUGAGUUGCAGACUGUAGUUUACAAAAGAAAAAAGGAUAUUGCAGUAAAAAUGUGCUUCUUUAAGGCUGCAAUACAAACAUUCAGUUCCCUUCUCAACCACCAUUCUCUCCACAUUUACACAGAAGCAUUUGUUCUUUUUUGAGUAAAAAAAAAAUCAAAUAAUAUUGCCUUCAAAGUACUUCUUCAGAAUAUUACACAUAUCUAGAUUUUCUUCUAGCAUGAUAUUCAGGUUUCAAGAAUGAGCCUUGUAUUAUAACUGCAUUGUGCAGUACUGCUUUUGUUCUCUACCCUUUUUCCUGCAAAUUCAGCAUGGUUGUGCCUUCAUAAAACACGACUUUCCUCUUCCUCUCCAACAAAUCUGGAAUGUGUUUUGGGAAAUGCUAAAGCAUCCUUUUGAGCAUAAGAAAUCUCUAGCUGAGGAUGAAGGUGCUACAGGCUACAAGGAAAACCUCCUCUGCCAUCUCCAGGGGGUCCAGAAGCUGCUCCAGACACAGGGUUUAGGUCAAGGGUAGCACCAAGUCCUUUUUGUUUUUACCUCCACCACAACUAACCAGUAGGUGAUCUCUGUAAAAAUUAGUUUUCCCAUUACAAAACAGAACACAAAUUAUUUUGAGGCAUCUUUUGAAUGUAGGAAGGUUUCCUAUACUCAUCCUAAAUCCAAAUUCCUACGUGACUGUAAAUGGCAGAAGCUGAAUCGUCCCCUUUUGUAUUACUGGCAAAACUGAUGGGAAUUGGUAUUUUUCUUGCACUUAAUUUUGUACUGGUUUGGCUAAUUUAGCAAUGAUAAAGGAUGCUUUUAAAUAUUAGAUAUCUGAAAAUACAUGAAGUAUCAGCAGAAUUUUAUAUAUAUACAUAUAUCUAUUAAAAGGAAGUUGCUCCAGUAAUGGUACUGAAGUGCAUGUUGCCGUCCACGGUAGGAUCAUCCUUCCAGGCAGGACUUGUACUCACACUGUGCAGGUCCCUCCCCCAGCAGGGCAGUCCCCACACACCAUUUCCUAAUCCUGCAGCCCAUGAGGAUCAAGUUUCAAAACAGUGUAUAAUGUUGCUUUUAUUUUUUAACCCCCCUGGACAGUGUUAAUGUGAAAUGUGCUCACAGUUUACACCUGAUUUCAAACUGCCAUCUGUGGGACUUGCUGGGGCAUGACUGUGGCCAACAGUCCUUGAAUCUCAGAUCCCCUGGCGACCCCAAGAGAUUUUGACUUGCUCUCAAACAACUGUUGAUGACACAAAUAACAAAACCAUUAUCCCAGAAUCCCAGGCUGGUUUGGGUUGGGAGGGACCUUAAAGCUCAUUCAGUCCCAACCCCCUACCAUGGGCAGGGACACCUUCCACUAGACCAGGUUGCUCUAAGCCCUGUCCAGCCUGGCCUUGGACACUUCCAGGGGUGGGGCAGCCCCCACUUUUCACCAUGAUCAUUCCCAUGUUCUGUGUAUGAGCUCCAGUAGCUGACACAAACAUUACAGUACAACAUUAAUUCUCCUCACAGCAGGUUUUGGCAGAGAGCAGCACCAGCUGAGUCCUGGGUGUACUCAGCAGUCCCAAACUCAGCACAGAUACCCCAUUUUUCUGACAAGGAGGACUCUGAGUUUUGCUACACUCAAUAUCUACUGUCCCAAUGUGCAGCCAGAAUAUGCAGUGAGUCUGUUGUAGUUGCUGAUAAAGGGCAUAAACAGAGGUAUGUUGACUCCAAAGAGAUGUCCCAGGUCACUUUGCAUGUUCAGUGACAGACCGAACUGUGUCUCAUUAUUUGCAGCCAUGUGCUAAGCAGUUACUAUUUUCAGAAAUGUGGCAUUUUUUAAAACCUGGAAUAACAUGACAAAAUCCAUUCUGUAAGGAAAGGGUAAAAAUUCAGCUCAAAUUAUAUUGUACACAACCCUGAUAUUCUGAUCUAUCUUGUAUUGCAGCUUUAAAGUGCUCUAUUUUAGAAUCCAUUCACUAGAAACAGUGGUGCUGCAGGAAGAAUUGUGGCAGUACAGUUUGAUGAAGGAAAAACCAAGGAUAGGGAUAACCCAACCCAUAUGCCUCAUCUCGUGUGGAAUUGAGAGGUGGUUCUAUGCUGUGGCUGGAUCAGAUCCUGCAUUUUGGUGAUAUAUUGCAUUCCAGGGAUCCCUGAUAUCUGGAACCUGAUCUUUCCAGUAACAGAACAGAAUGAACAGCAGAUUUAUUAAAUAUGGAAAGAUAAUAUGUAGUUAAGUGUUGACUGUUUGCAUUCAGACCAGGUAGAGCCACUGGAUGACAGGUACAAGAUUUUUAGUCCUAUGUUUGAAUUUUCAUUUUGGGGGGACAUAAUUAUUGUCAAGUCCAAAAAGAAGAAAAAAGAAAUCCAGCCAAAUUCCCAAAUAUCUCUAAGUGCCAAUGGCAUUCCUUAGGUGACACAGGGAUUGCUGUCUGUGGCAGCUGUGUGCUCAGCAGUGACCUGGGGGUGGGUGAGGCCACGAGGAUGGUUGUCCUCGGGGUCUGUAGAGUUUGGUCUCCUGAAGGUGCUCUGAGACUCUGCAACCCCAAUUUUGGCAGGAUUGGAGCUGGAGGCAGAGUGGAUCAAAUAAAGACACUUGGUUCUUGGUGAA